AUGAUUCGGGUCUGCACAACGGACAAAUUGAAUGCAGCAGCAAUUCUUUAUCGUCUGGUCGCAGUCUUUGGCUGGAUUGCGAUGCAAAUGAAGCUAAUUGGUGGUAUAUCUGUCCAUUUUUUCGCAGAUCACGGCAAAUCAAAUGUGGACGUUGAUGUCAAACGCUCUAGAAAAAAGAAGCUGUUUUUGGCCGCUUGA
Plasmopara halstedii is the source of this 198-nucleotide messenger RNA. RefSeq lists its product as uncharacterized. NCBI's taxonomy places the organism in Eukaryota, Oomycota, Peronosporomycetes, Peronosporales, Peronosporaceae. The record is from RefSeq and is a predicted model, not a curated record. The transcript has 2 exons. The coding region runs from base 1 to 198 and encodes 65 amino acids.